CCCUUGUCUCUCCCCUUCUCCCUUCAAGUUCGUCCUGUUAGAGGGCUGGUCCCUACAUUUCUUUUUUGCUACGCUAAGCUGGUCUAGACGGCCCCUUUCACUUUCUGGCACCCGAGCAGGCCUCCUCCCCUUAUUAGAAUCUCGUCGUUCCACGAUGUUCACGCUCGUCCGUGCCCUCCUGGUCGUUUCUUCACUCCUUGCGUCCCGAGUGGCCCAUGCCGCUCCUCUAGGCCUCCCGCGGGACAGCUCGGACACGCAAACCGUCACCCUUGCGUCCGUGCAGCCCUUGCUCACCCCUGCGCGCUUCGCCCGCGCUGCGUAUUGCUCGAGCGCUUCUGUGCAGAACCUCACGUGCGGACAACCGUGCAAGGACAUCGGGGAUGUGGAUGUGCUGUUGACGGGGGGUGAUAACAAGGAGACGCCCAACUUCUACGUAGCGUACGACAAGGUCAACGACCAGGUCGUAGUAGCCCAUCAAGGCACGAACACGAACAACUUGGCAUCGAUCUUGAACGAUUUGAAGUUGACGAGGUCGGGUCUGAAUGAGACGCUGUUCAAGGACGUACCGGAUGGCGUGGAGGUGCACGACGGGUUCCAGGGCGCGCACGGCCGAUCGGCAGACGCGGUCCUGUCGACCGUGCAAAGCGCGCUGGCGGACUCCGGCGCGAAGAAGCUCCUGGUCGUGGGCCACAGUCUCGGGGCCGCGAUCGCGACUUUAGACGCGAUGAUGCUUCGGUCCCGGUUGCCGGCCGGGGUCACGAUGGAUACCGUCGUGUUCGGGCUCCCGAGGAUGGGCAACCAGGAAUGGGCGGACUUUGUGGACGCGCAGCUUGGAUCCCAGUUCACGCACGUGUCGAACGACCAGGAUCCGAUUCCUCAGGUGCCGUCAUUCUUGCUCGGGUUCCAGCAUCCAAGCGGAGAGGUGCAUAUCAAGACUGGCAACGUGACCCUCGUCUGCGACGGUCAGGAGAACGAGAACUGCUCGAGGGGAAACGAUUUCUCAAACGAGAUAUUCCAGAACCAUAAAGGUCCGUACUUCGAGGCGGCGAUACGUAUGGGCGGAGGAUCGUGCCCAGGGUUUCAGGACGAGGACGAGAUUGGGUUCUUCGACUUCUAGUUCGGGAUCCGGCGCAUGCCCGUGGAGGGCGGGGGCCAGCGGAGGGUUGCGUAUCGCGUUGUUUCUUGUUGAUCGUUCCCCUUGGCGGGCGGCCAACGACGCUUGUUCAUGACGACGACACUAUUCGAGGCGAGACCGUCGAUGCGGUGGAGUGCCCCGUCGGUCGCAUGAAACAGAAGCCACAUGAGAUCGGUUGAAUGUGCUCUGGGUCCAGGUGAUGUUCCAUCUGACCGACGGGUACACAAGGUAUACAACGCGUCCGUGAUAUUCUAGUAGCCGGUAACUUCUGAUAUUCACUUAUCUGGCUUUCGAGGCUGAUCGAUGGUCAUUGCUGCGCUAUUGACUUAACUCUGAACAUGGACUCGAUGU
Punctularia strigosozonata HHB-11173 SS5 is the source of this 1486-nucleotide messenger RNA. RefSeq names its product alpha/beta-hydrolase. Gene Ontology annotation, biological process: lipid metabolic process. The record is from RefSeq and is a predicted model, not a curated record. The coding region runs from base 155 to 1117 and encodes 320 amino acids. NCBI's taxonomy places the organism in Eukaryota, Fungi, Basidiomycota, Agaricomycetes, Corticiales, Punctulariaceae. The transcript has 6 exons.